This is a messenger RNA of Hepatospora eriocheir, 2013 nucleotides long. Lineage: Eukaryota; Fungi; Microsporidia; Hepatosporidae. The record is from the annotation of a GenBank genome assembly.
AUGAAAUUUGAUCAGAAAAUAAAGGAUUCUAUUGAAAAUAAAAUAUCUCUGGAAAACAGUGAAUUGAGUCAUUAUAAUAAGAUUAAAUACUCUAUUAGUAUACUUAAUGGUAUUGUUAGUGAACUUCCUGUUUAUAAGAGCAGUGAAUUGGAGAAUAUAACUAUGUUUGUUAUAAAAAUCAUUAAAACUUUAAAAAAAUUAUUAAAAAUAACUAAUGGUGACAUUCAAUAUAACAGUAUCAAUCAUUUUAUAUUGAAAUAUUCUAAUAAGUAUUUUAACAAGGAGUUAUUUGAUGAGUUUGUUUAUGAUGUUGAUUUAGUUAAUAAAGAAGAAGUUAAUUUUUUAGUUAAUAAAGAAGAAGUUAAUUUAAUAGGAAUGUAUUAUGUUAUUAAAUAUAGAAAUCUUAAUGAAUUUGAUUUAGAAAGUAUAAAAUUUAUUUAUGAAAAAGUAAGUAAGAAUGUUAAAAUAUUACUUAAUAAAUAUUUCAAUAUUGAGAGUAAAAAGUUAACAAUCAAAGGAAAAGAGAUGAUCACAGAUACAUGUUUAAUGAAAGAUAUAACUAUUAAAGAGUAUACAGAUGUUAUUUGUAGUGAGUAUUGGAAUGAUCUUGAUAUAUAUGAUGAAAGUAUAAUUAAAUAUUUAUUAAUAAACAAUAAUAAUGAUUUGCCUAUUAAGGUAUUAAACAAGUUAAUGAAUUAUUUUUAUAAGGCUAUAGAAAUGAUAAGAGUACAUGAAUUAAAAAAUGCUUGUAUGUUAUUGAUGGAGAUUUAUAAACACAAAUGUUUAAGGGGUUUAGUACUUAAAUUAUUGUCAUUAUUAUACUUUUAUAUGUUUAAAUAUGAUGAGUGUAAUUAUUAUAUCAAUCAGGGAAUACUUUUAUAUAACAAGAAAAACAACAAAGUCAUGUUAGAUUAUUUUUAUAACUUAUUGUUUUAUAUUGAGAGAUUUGGGAAUAAAGUAACCCUUCAUUCUAAAAUAAAAAUUAAGAUGUGUGAUUUAAAUUAUAAAUUAAACGAAAUUAUUGAAAAUAAAUAUUUAAUAUACUUAUAUAUAAAGAACAAUGAAAAAUGGUAUAAUGAGAAUAAGGUAAGAAUUGAUUUAUAUUAUAGAUAUUGUUGUAAAUAUUUAUCUGAAGAAGAUGUAAAUAAAAAGGUAAAGAAUUUUCAUUCUAAAGGGUAUAAUAUAGUUUAUAUUUACGAAAAAGGAAACAAAAUAAUUUGUUAUGAUUUAUACGAUAAAUCAAAAAAUGAACUAGUAAAUGAUUAUGUUCAGUUUAUUAACACAUUCAAAAAUAUAAUGAAUCGUAAUAAAAGCAUACUUAUGGAUAAAACAAAUCCAAAGAUUUGGUAUGAAAAAAGAUCCGUAUUAGAUAGAGAACUUAGAAAUUUAUUUAAACCUUUCAAGAUCAAUUCCGAGUUAAUCCUAAUUAUUGAACCUAAAUUACAUGAAAUUCCUAUUGAAUUAUUUUUUCAAAAAAAUUGUUAUAGAAUAUUUGAUUUAUCACAACUCUUCAAUAGAAUAAACAACGAGCCCAAUAAAGAAUGUUUUUAUUUAUUAGAUCCAUCUAAUAACUUAGAAAAUACACGUAGAAGAAUAAAAAAAUUUAUAGAAAAACAAGGAGUAGAAGGUGUAAUAGGUAGAGCAUUAAAUGUUAGUGAAGUUAACUUAUUAAGUGAUUAUAAACAUUUCAUGUAUUUUGGACAUGGAAAUGGUAUUAAAUAUCACUAUAAGAAAGAUCUUUCUAAUAUGUUUGUAUUUUUAUUUGGAUGUAGUUCAGUAAAAUUAAUUUAUAGAGAAAAUUACGAAACUUUAAAUGGAAUCACUUUGAGUGCACUAAGAAAUAAUAAUUUAAUUUUGGGAGCGUUAUGGAACAUAACAGACGUUGAUUUAGAUAGAUUUUCAAUUAAUCUUUUAAAAAAACCUUAUGAUUUUAACAUUAGAAAAUAUAAAAUGAAAUGUGAUUUAAAAUACUUAAAUGGGUUUUCAUUAGUUAUUUAUGGAUUACCUAAAUAA